GUUUAUGUUGCACUUUAUCUCCUGGCAUUCCUCCGCACUCCCACACUGCUUGUUCUGGUCUCUGGUUCCACAGAACAUCACAUUCUUUAUGCUGUACCUCCCCCUUCUAUGUGGACAUCUCAGAGAUUCCUGAAAGUUUUAUUUUCUAUCAUUCUGACAUUCUGAACAAGAUAAAGAUGCUUUCUGAUCGUAAACGGGAGCUUGAGGAGCAGCUGAGCACCAUAAUGGAAGAAAAUGAUCAGCUUCAGGGAAUUGUAGAGGAGUUGCAUGACCGGGAGUUAACCCUAAACCAAGAGAGCUGUGCCAAGGAACUUCAGUUGGGGGAAAGCCAGAUGGAACUGGAAGAGCUGAGACUUUCUUAUCGGCAGCUGCAGCUAAAGAUGGAAGAGCUCAGGGAGGAAAAGAGUCUCCAACAUCUAAACAGCACAAGUACCUCACUGCUGUCAGAAAUUGAGCAAAGUAUAGAGGCCGAGGAGCAGGAACAGGAGCGGGAACAGUUAAGGUUGCAGCUCUGGGAAGCACACUGCCAAGUCCGAUCUCUUUGCUGCCAGCUCAGAGGUAAUGAAAGUGCAGAUUCUGCUGUGUCCACAGACUCCUCAAUGGAUGAAUCUUCUGAAACCUCAUCUGCCAAAGACAUGCCAGCUGGGAGCCUCCGCACUGCCCUGAGUGAACUGAAGAGCCUUAUACUUAGCAUACUGGACACUUGCGAAGCAGCGAGUGCACGAAAAUGUGAGGAUGAUGGCUUGGAAGACCAAAUCAAACAGACGAGUGAAGACUCCAAACAACUGAGAGAACUCUUACAGGGAGAGCAAGUAAGAAUGAAGCAAACUUUUGAGGAGCUUCAGCAACUUCAUAAACAGGUAACUUUGCUGAGUGUUGAAAUGACUGCACUGAAAGAGGAACGGGAUCACCUCUUGGAACUGACCCAAGAUAAUGAUGUGCACGAACAGCUACUGAAGGCUAUAAAGGACCGAGAUGAGGCUAUUGCCAAAAAGAAUGCUGUGGAAAUGGAAUUGGCAAAGUGUAGAAUUGACUUAAUGUCGCUGAACACUCAACUACUAGAUGCUAUUCAACAAAAGGUCAACUUGUCUCAGCAGUUGGAGGCCUGGCAGGAUGACAUGCACAGAGUCAUUGACCAGCAAUUGAUGGACAAACACCAGAAGGAAUGGAGCCAGUCUGUAUAUUCCUUCUCCAGUGGCCACCACACACCGCACUGUGGCAAGGUUAGCACUCUGGAUCGCACAGAGCGGCCAGGAGAAGAGCCCAUUGGUUCUGAAGGGAGACGCCUCUUUUCAUUUCUAAAGAAAACAAAAUGUUAACCAACUGUUUCACAGUUGACAUUUUUGAAUCAUGAUGGACUUAUGUUUAGGGAACAUUAUUCAGAGCGGAUAUAAAACGUAUCACCAUUGAUGGCCCACAAAGCCUUCUCUAGGUGAGCAAAUUCUUAGUAAAAUCUUAAAGCCGGGCAAAAGGAGGCACCUUGGCAUGUAACGACCACUAAAAGUAUUUGUUAGCCCAUGGGCUGAGCUGCAUUCACACUUUACUUUCCUUUUGGAUGUGUUUUCUAUUUUGUAGGACACUUUGUUCACUGGAUUUUAUCCAUAGAGAACACCUUGCACUUUUAGAGCCAUCUGUUUGUAUUCACUCCACACUUUCCUUGAUAAAUGAAUUUAGCAGGUACAACUGUUGUAUACAGGUCCUGAGCUGCUGUCAUUCCAAGGAAUAGACUCCCUACCUCUGGUCUUCCAGACAGAGCACAGCACAGAGGAAUCUUGCAGCUCAACUAUUGAGAAAUGCUCUAUGUACAUAGAAGAAGCAGAGUUUUUUUAUAUUGCAUACAGUUCUUUUAUAACGUAAACAGAUAUAAAAAUGAUGUCAUAUUUUAGUACAAAAUUAUGCUUUUUAUUGUAAAUUCUGAAAUAAAAUAUUUCUAUGAUUU
Nanorana parkeri is the source of this 1939-nucleotide messenger RNA. It is a transcript of the gene BICDL1, whose product is annotated as BICD family like cargo adaptor 1. NCBI's taxonomy places the organism in Eukaryota, Metazoa, Chordata, Amphibia, Anura, Dicroglossidae. Gene Ontology annotation, biological process: Golgi to secretory granule transport; vesicle transport along microtubule. The transcript has 8 exons. The annotation marks the transcript as partial. The record is from RefSeq and is a predicted model, not a curated record.